Closterium sp. NIES-67 is the source of this 3559-nucleotide messenger RNA. NCBI's taxonomy places the organism in Eukaryota, Viridiplantae, Streptophyta, Zygnematophyceae, Desmidiales, Closteriaceae. The record is from the annotation of a GenBank genome assembly.
CCUGUUGCACUCCACACCAACUCCCAUUUUCUGUGCCCCUAUUUCUGCCGUCGAGAACUUUCGAGCUCCCGCCAGAAUGGGUGACAGUCUUCUAACCGAUCUUCGGUAUUUUUAGAGUAGGAGUAUGGCUGGUGCGCAAGAGACAUUAGUUGUGACGUAGAACCGGCAGGCGGAGGUUGCGAGGUCAAAAGUUAGACAAGUCAAGCGAGUGAUUUCACAAUCGAGUCAGGCGUAAGAGGAGACGCUAGGUUUCUCACUGGACGCCACCCCAAUUGGAGCUGUGAAUUGCCAUUUUUCACACGCUUGUUGUUUUGGAAAAAAAAGACACCUAUAUUUAUGCCUGCUUUCUAAGGCCGACGAGUAAUUAUGUCAGGACCAGCAGUGUACCAGCUAGAGCAUCCUAACCACGAUGGCGAGCGCCCUACAGUUCCAUCAGAAUUCAUCUGCCCGCUCUCGCACCAGCUCUUAUCGGAUCCUGUUAUUAUCGGAUCCGGCCUGACCUUUGAACGCGGCGCCAUUGAGAAAUGGUUCCAACAAGGCAAACGAGCCUGUCCUAUAACGGGGAAACACCAAGAGCACAUGCGCCUCUUCCCCAAUCAGGCGCUGCGUCAGCUGACCACUGAUUGGUGUGAUGCUCACGGCUUGAUUCUUGCUCCCGGUCUAACCGUCACCCGGAUCGGUCCGUCAAGUCCGACCGGUAAAACAGCCGGCAGCGAUCCACAAGCUGACGGUCAGAAUGGCGUUCUUCCGUCAUCGUCAGCCGAGCACAUGGACGAGGUUAUCCGUUUCCGUCAAGAGCUGCAGCGAGCACAAGCGUCUGCGCCGAAACUUGACGGCGGAAAGGGCGACUCCAAUUCUAACUCCGCGUUCGGCGGGUUCGUUCCCGCCGGCGGCGGCAGCGGCGGCACUGGCGGAGGGCACGGGGAACCCCCACGGACGCCGCCGGGGCGGCUUCAACUUGCGGGAGGCUUGAGGGGAGCGGGGGGAAACGCGUUACUAAGCGGCGCAACACGGACGGUCCGGAUCUCCCGAUCGCAGUCGCUGCAACCCAAGGGGGGCGGCGCAAUGGGGGCGUUUCUCCGCGCACUGAAAGAGACCGAGGGGGCGGACGGUGAGGGGAAGGGGGGGAGCGGAGAAGGGGGAGGUGGCGCCAAGGGGCUCGGCGCAGGCGGGGAGAAGCCUCUUGGGUUGCGCCGAGCUGCUGAUCCGCUUGACGGAGGUAAAGGCGGAAGCGGAAGCAAGAAUGAACUCUCGGGAGGCCGGCGGGAGGGAGGAGACCCGGGCCACGGACGGCAAGACGGCGAAGGGGGGAGAAACGGCGCGAUUGUCAAUCGCAGGCUUAACUUGGGGGGCGCGGGGGUGAUGGCGGGCGGAAGCUUGGGGCGGAAGAUGGGAAGCGCAAUGCGUCGGUCAUCGUCGGUCCAGGUGCAGAAUUUAUCGGCUGCGGGCAGUCGCGGGGGCAGCGGAAAAAAAGACGCGUUUCACGAGGCUGUGGAAGAGAUGUUAGGGGAGAAACGGUCAGGAGAUAAAUAUUCUGAUCGAGGGCGUGGGGGGAGUAGGGACAGGGACAGGGACAGUGAUCAGGAUGAGCGCAAUUUCCGCUCUGAUGACGAUCGUGACCGUUCCUAUAACGAGCGUCGCAAUAGCGGGGAGUUUCGAGUCGAGAAGGAGUACUCAUCAGAGCGGGAGGAGAGGGGAGGGAGGAGGAGUGCAGAGUAUGACAGGGGUUCUAAUAGCGGGGGCAGGAACCCAUCCGGCUUAUCCUCAAACCGCCUUCAACCCUCGGGGCUUGGGCGGGGGAGGGAUGAGCGGGAAGAGAGGGACGACGGCGGAAGAAGCAACCCCAGCAGCGGAGAAUUCGAGAUCGGCGGAAGGGGAAGCAGGGGCGCGGGAGAUGCGGGAAGCGCGGGCGGAGCAGGAGCGGGAGCUUCCAGGCUGCAGGGUUCCGCGUCUGGGCGGAGAGAAGGGCUUGGCGGAGGGGGGGCGGGUGGAGGGGGAACAAGCGGAGACCCCUUCCGCGGACUCGGGGGGAAUCGGGUGCCAAUAGGGGGAAGCGUGGGGCGGCGGAGCGGGAUGGGGCUAUUGCGGAGCGGAUCCCUCCAGCCCCGCAACUCGCGGAAGAUUGCGCGCGACUCCUUCUUUGGUGCUCUGGAAGACGUUGCGGAGGAGAAGGGGGCGGGGAAGGGCGACGGCGCAGGGGGAGGGGGGAAGAGCGAGAGCGGGGACUCAGCCACUCGCCGCGUGCCCCACUCUGUCUCGGCUGGCGGACAGCCGCCUCUUAGCCCCCUCCGGAGCUCCAUUGGUCAAGACGGCCCGUGGAAAGGGGGGGGGAGAGGGGAGGGUGGGGCGGAGGGGAAACAGGGCUACGACCUGUCACAGUCGCACAGGCGGGGCCACUCCGUUUCCCUCCACGACAGCAGCGGCGGCGGCGGCGGCGGCGGCGGCGGCGGAAGCAUGCUAGAAAGGGGCGGCGGCGGGCUGGCAGGCUUACCAGGUGUGACUCUAGCAGGGGGAGCGGCAGUAGCGGGCGUUCCCGGGGUGGGGGGCGUGGUUCUGUCUGGGAAGUCCAGGCCGCUUUCUAGUCUCCGUAGGGCCUCCUCUCUGGUGCCUGUGGGGGCGAAAGAUAGGCCGGGGAGUGCGGGGGGGUUGCUAGGCGGGGGAGGGGGAGGGGGACGGGGUGGGGAUCCCCAGGAAGCGUUUUCGUUCCAUGAUUUUGUGAACGAGCUUAAAGCCAGCGGUGCUGGUGCUGCUGCUACUGGCGGUGGUGGUGGUGCUGGUUCUGGUGCUGACCUGGGUGGUAGUGGUGGUGGAAAAUCGGGAGGGGGAACGCACAGGAGAACUGGUUCCUCUGGCGAGCGUGACAAUAGCGAGCCAUUCUCGUUUACAGUCAGCCAAGACGACAACAGUACCAAGACCACUGGCACCGCCACCAGCAGCGGUACCAGCAGCAGCAAGGCGGACGGUCGUGCGGGGGAUCCUUCUACAGACAGCCCUGCUCGGAGGCAGUUCCCCUCAUCCAUAUCUCUUUCCAAGAGCCCUAGGAGCGGCAGAGGGGUCACCUUCGCCUCUGGGAAGGACUUAGUCGAGGAUCUGAGUCUUCGCCCCAAGACCCCGCCUACUCGGCUUGGAGGGGCAGGAGGGGGAGUAGGAGGAGCAGGGGGGGGGCUGAGGCCGAGUAGUGGGGGGUUUGGAGCGAGAGGAGGAGGGGGAGGGGGGUUGAGAAGGGCUUCGUCAGUGCAACCUGGGCUGACGUCAGCGGAUAUAAGGAAGUUGGGGGCUCUGGAUGGGGCGGAAGGGGAGGGGGACGGUGCGAGAGGGAGUGCGAGGGGAGGAGGGAGAGGAGGGGAGCUCAGUGGGGGGGGAGGAGGAGUCUGGAUGAGGGAAGGGGGGAGAGUUCGAGGAGAGGGGAGGAGGAGGGAGGAGGAGGAGGGGGCUCACGUGGGAGUGGUAGGUCGGGGAGUGGGGGUGGAAGUGGGGGCGGUUUUCGAAGUGGAAGCUUAGGCGACGGAGGAAGAGGAGGUGAAGGAGGAAGAGGAGGUGGAGGAGGAAGAGGAGGUGA